AUGGGACAGGCCGCUCGUGAUCGAGUCAAGCAGCUUGAGGAACAGGUGGUGAUGCUGAAGGGCGCUUUGAACGACGCGAAGAAGACUAUGCGAAAGAAUGCUCCAGUAACCAAUCUGUCACCCACAACAUCCGUGUACCAGGGUAUUUCAGACACAGAAGCAUUUGGAGAACCCGAUGAAGCUCUUCCAGCCGCGGCUGGGCAUAUUGAGUGGUCCAGUUCGAGUGUAACAUAUGUUGGCAACGCACAUUGGAGAGCAUUGCUGGAAAGUAUACCCGGACUCGAGCAUAUGAUUGGGGAUGGCCUCCAAACAUCCAAAAAUGCACGACAGGCCACAAAGCCACAGAUGCCAGGUCCUCUGUCGGGAAUCGUCCCGCUCGUCGACCGUGCAGAAAUCCUUGCAGCGCUCCCUCCAAGAGACACCGUGGAUAUACUAUUACAAGAAGCCUUUGUCAACACAGACAAUGAACGCAUGAUAGUUCAUGUUCCAACAUUCCGCAAAGAGUAUCUCCAAUUCUGGAACGAUCCGGAUUCAACUUCAAUCAUCUGGAUAGGUGCCUUGUUUAGCUUGAUGUGCCUAUCCAUACAAUAUCAACAAUUUUCCUCAGAUGAGGCACGGAGACUGCAGGUUGCGACUUCGGAUCCUCAGCAGUUAAUCACAACAUUCCAUAUGAGAAGCACCCAAUGUUUAUUACUGGGCAAUUAUCUGGAGGGGCCGCCUUAUACUGUCGAGACAUUGCUACUGCAUCUCCUGGCCGACUACUUGUCUGGUGACCAUACGGAACCAAGCAGCGCGACAUAUGCACUUUGGGGACUUAUUGUACGCAUUGCUCUAAAAUCAGGGUACCAUCGUGAUGGCUCGCAUUUCCCAGGCAUGUCAGCGUUUCAGGCAGAGACCAGACGCAGGGUUUGGUUGAUGAUCCUCCAAUGGGAUAUCUACUUGACUUCACAGCAGGGACUACCACGGACGGUUGUGCGGUCACAAUACGACACUGCAGAGCCACACAAUCUGGAGGAUGAAGAUUUUGACAGUAACACAGUCGAGCUGCCUCCGGAGAGACCGCUCUCGGCAAGGACAACUGCCCGAUAUCACGCAGACAAGACCAGGCUCCUCUCGGUUUCCAACAGCAUCAACGAACUAUGCAAUGCACUCAGACCGGCACCAUUGAACGAGGUGCUGAAAUUGGAUGACUUGCUCACGGAGACCUAUGAAUCAGUUGCACCACUGUGGGGGAUGAACGGAAAUAAUCCGUCGUCACAGAAAGGGUACUUGCACGGUUCGUUCUGCAACGUAAAGGGUAUGUUUCUAGGCGUUGUCUACAGCAGAAGCCAAAUCGCGCUUCACCAUCGAUAUCUGGUGGCAGGGAGGACCAUGCCGCAGUACGCCAGAUCACGGAAGACAUGUAUCGAGGCUGCUCUGACCAUGCUGCAACACCAGUGGAGGUUGUAUCUCGAGACGCAGGUUGGCGGGCCACUGUGUCGGAACGGUUGGAAAUUCUUGUCGUUGUUGGUGCCGGAUUUUCUUUUCGCUACCGCAUUUCUGUGUACCGAACUCGCACAGGACUUGUCUGAAGAUGGUGCCCUACCACCGACGGCCAACGACCCCCUAGAUACGAAGGCUCGGGUGUUCUACUCGUUGAGCAGCGCGUACAUUGUCUGGCUGCAGUCAAGAAAUUACGACUCCUCCCGGGCGGUCCAAACCGUCGUCGCGGUGAUGAAGGCGUUGUUAACCAUGGCGCAAGAAGCCGGGUUUGGAGGUCUAGGUGCCAAUGGUGGGCCGUCAUUCGCAUCAUCACGGUCUCUUCUCCAGCCACAGUGCUCUACGGCGCCGGCGCCAGUGUCCCCGGACACAGAGCACAGCAGGCCAGAAACUCCGGUGACGUAUCAUAGCAUCACCCAUUUUCCGAUAUGA
Exophiala spinifera is the source of this 1911-nucleotide messenger RNA. RefSeq lists its product as uncharacterized. Gene Ontology annotation, cellular component: nucleus. Gene Ontology annotation, molecular function: DNA binding; zinc ion binding. The record is from RefSeq and is a predicted model, not a curated record. The coding region runs from base 1 to 1911 and encodes 636 amino acids. Gene Ontology annotation, biological process: DNA-templated transcription. NCBI's taxonomy places the organism in Eukaryota, Fungi, Ascomycota, Eurotiomycetes, Chaetothyriales, Herpotrichiellaceae. The transcript is spliced from 4 exons.